Molecule: messenger RNA, 4011 nt
Organism: Doryrhamphus excisus (bluestripe pipefish)
Lineage: Eukaryota; Metazoa; Chordata; Actinopteri; Syngnathiformes; Syngnathidae
Gene: arhgef6
Product: Rac/Cdc42 guanine nucleotide exchange factor (GEF) 6
Biological process (GO): lamellipodium assembly
Cellular component (GO): cytoplasm; lamellipodium
Molecular function (GO): guanyl-nucleotide exchange factor activity; protein binding
Source: RefSeq, a predicted model, not a curated record
UCUGCCUAUGAGCCAGCAGGGGUGAUCAUCACUUUUUGGCAUGUCGUAACAGCCCUCCUUCCUUCUUUCCACCCCCUCCUCCCUUUGACGCCUGCAACCGAACUUGAAGCAGAAGUGCGGGCUGCGAGUUGCAUACACCUCGGCAUGAGUGCCGUUUAGGCGAUGGUUGUUAACCCCAACCCUAACCCUAACCCGGCGCCAUGAACCCAGAGGAGCAGACCGUAACGUGGUUAAUAUCGCUGGGGGUGCUCAGCUCACCCAAGAAAAACAUCGCCGAUCCGGAGGAGUUCCUGAAAGUCUCCCUGAAGGAUGGCCUCGUCCUGUGCAAGCUGGUGGAGCGGCUGGUGCCCGGCUUCACCGCCAAAUACUGCCUGGAUCCCCGAACCGAAGCUGACUGCAUAGGCAACAUCCGAGAGUUUUUAAGAGGAUGCGUGUCCUUGAAAGUGGAGGGGUUUGAGCCUGAGUGUUUGUACAGCGGACAGAAUUUUGGCAAAGUCCUGACCACGUUGCUGGCCGUCAACUUUGCCACACAAGACAGUGCUGCAGAGAGGUCAUGUCCACAUCCCAGCACCCAAUCCCUUAGCCUGUCCUCACACGCGACCUCCUGUGCCAAAUCCAAAGGCUCUCUGCGGCGACAGUCCAAACCAGCGGAGAUGUCUGAGAACGGCGGAGGCGGCGGUGUUGGGGGUAGUGGUGGCCAGCUGGUGGUGAAGGCCCGCUUCAACUUCAAGCAGAACAACGAGGACGAGCUGUCCUUCAACAAAGGGGACGUCAUCGCUGUGACGCGGCAGGAGGAAGGCGGGUGGUGGGAGGGUACUCUCAGUGGGAAGACGGGAUGGUUCCCCAGCAACUACGUGCGUGAGGUCAAGUCCUGCGACAAAGCAGUGUCUCCUAAAGGAGCCCAGCUGACCAAAAGCUACUAUAGCGUGGUGGUGCAGGACAUCUUGGAGUACGAGCGAGAGUUUGUCAAAGAAGUGCAAACGCUGCUGACUUGUUACCUGCGACCUUUACAUGCCAGCGACAAGCUGAGCAGUGCAGACUGCGCCACCCUGUGUGGAAACCUGGAGGACAUCCUCACCUUCCAACAGGGCUUGUGUGCCUCUUUGGAGGAAUGUACAAAAGUCCCGGAGGGUCAACAGCGGCUGGCAGGAUGCUACCUGAAUGCGAUGUGUCAGAUCAAGUCUCUCUACUUGUCCUACUGCUCCAGCCACCCGUCGGCCGUCUGCAUCCUCACCGACCACAGUGAGGACCUUGACAAGUUCAUGGAGAGCCAAGGAGCCAGCUCUCCAGGCAUCCUGACGCUGACCACCAGCCUCAGCAAGCCCUUCAUCAGGCUGGACAAGUACCCUACCCUGCUGCAAGAGCUGGAGAGACACGUGGAGGAAGCUCACCCAGACUUCCCUGACAUCGUAAGGGCCACGGCAGCAUUCAGGAGCUUAAUGAUGCAGAGCCAGGACCUGCGAAAGCGCAAGAACCUGGAGCUCCAGAUUUUGUCGGAACCGGUACGCGGCUGGGAAGGGGACAGCAUGAAGAGCCUGGGUCAUGUGGUCUACAUGUCCCAGGUCCACGUGAGGAAUGCCUCCAGCGAGGACAAAGACGAGCGCUACUUGAUGCUUUUCCCCAACAUUCUAGUGAUGCUGUCCACCAGUCCACGGAUGAGUGGCUUCAUUUAUCAGGGAAGGCUGUCGCUGACGGGCACCACAAUGACAAGACAUGCAGAGGAUGCAGACAGUGCACACUUUGCAUUUGAUAUCACAGGAAACAUGAUUGAGCGCGUCACAGUGUUCUGCAGCAGCGCCUCAGAGCUGCAGGAGUGGCUCGAGCACCUGCAGCCGUUUAGCAAAGGAGGCAGCCCAGCGGGCACCAUCUUAAAGAACAUCGAGGGCAAGUCUCUGAGCAUGGCGGGUGCCCCUCCCCAUAUGUCUCACCUUGGCAGCCUCGCUGGCCUCGGUCGCGGGCCCCUGGAGCCGCCAAAGAUCAGCAAGCCCUGGUCGCUCAGCUGCCUGCGCCCAGCACCGCCCCUCAAACCCUCAGCUGCACUGGGCUACAAGGAGAGGAUGUCUUAUAUCAUGAAGGACUCCAGUAAGAGCCCACGGCCCAUGAAGAAGUUCCUGCCUGGAAACAAGAAGAAAGAGAGGAAGCCUUCUGAUGAUGAGGUUCACACCAGGAAAAGCACGGUGGCUCUGGAGGAGGAUGCUCAGAUCCUGAGAGUGAUUGAGGCCUACUGCACAGGAGCCAGCCUGCACUCCUCCAGCACAGCAGUUCGUAAAGAGUGUGUGCUUCAGGUGCUCCUUCCAGAGGAGGAGAAGAUCAUUGUGGAGGAGAUGAAGAGCAACGGGCAGACGGUUAUUGAGGAGAAGAGUUUGGUGGACGCGGUGUACGCUUUAAAGGAUGAAGUUCACGAACUAAAAAAGGAGAGUAAAUGGAUGAAACAUUUCCUGGAGGAGGAGCAGAAGUCCCGCAAAGAGCUGGAGAGGGUGGUCCGCAAACUGGCCAAGCAGAAGAACGACUGCACGUGGGAUGAUGGGAGCGCUGGCCUUGCAUACUUUGCUGAGAGCACGGCUGAAGUGAGCAUCCACCAUGCUCCCGAUGUCCCCCCGGAAGUACCUCAGGAUGAUGCAGCGAGAGUGGCCCUCCACCUUGACGGCCACUGGACUGUCUGUUCCGUGUUCGUCCAUGGUCUCGCUGAGAGGACAGGAUGGGAAAGGGAGGCCACACGUGGAAGGUUGACCUUUCAAAAUACUACAGCAAUGGGAUGUUUCUGUGUGGAAAUCUAUCUGGGAAAUGUCACCAAAGAUCCAGAAACGGUGUUGCAGAUGGUGAACAGGUACAUCAUGACCACCCUGCCGGGUCCAAAAGAAAAGAAACCCAUCAGCCAGGUGAGGCCCAGCAGCACGGUGAGACUGGCCACCGCCCUCAAGUCCCUCAGAGCGCCACGGCUGUUGGCCGACGCUUUUUUGGCACCCAUCCGUCGGAUCUGAACCAGGACCAGCACAAACACGGACGUGUUGCCUAAGAGGACAAGGAGCACGAAGGCCACCACCGUUGUGUAGAAGAAGAUGUGGUCCUGCAGCCAGCAACUAGGAGGUGUGACAAAAAGCAUGGCUAUGUACAGCAUGAAGACGUUGAUGUGUUGCUGUUUCGGCACAUUUGCUACUGGAAAUGAUCCUCACAAAGGGUCGCUGGAAUGAAGGGCCAUUGCAGACUGCGUGGGCACUGUGCUGCCGUAGGCAUCUUUAUCUAUGGCCAGCACCAGGCCCACUACGAGCAGCGGAACACCUGUGAGGACACGACACUUGUGUUGAAACAAAAGGACCGUCCAAGCGCAGAUUAAGCACGUUUAUGCCAGACGUUUAGUGGGAGGCGGCUGUCUGCCUGGAUUCAGAGGCGUUGUAGACGUGGAGAGAAUAGAUCAAAUUGAGGUCAUACCCCAUCCGACAGCACAGAACUUGAGGAUGUAAGAGGGCACGUAGGUGUUGAAGACCUUGACCAGAGCGAAGUACAUGUGCACAGCUUCCAGGCCCAUCCAGGCGAAGGAGGCCAGCAGAAAGUAGUGCAGCACGGCAGCGGUAACGAUGCAUAGGCUGUAGUUGGAAAAGGACGAGAGCCAGGAGUCCAGAAGGAAAAACAUGCUCAGUCCCAGCAAGGCGGCUGACAGGUUGAUGAGUAUCUUAGAUGGGUAGUCCCCACGCAGCUUCCUGGAUGGGAUACGGGUCAUAAAGCUUUGAAGUGAUCUCUUAUUGGAAAUCAAGUCAUUGUAUUUCAGUCCAAAUUCAUUACCCAAAAGCCAGAUAAGUGAGGAGCGUGAUGCCCAGGAAGAUAGAAGAUAAACCGCAACCCACAUAGGAGAUGACUGUUAAAAUCUGACUGUCGGUUUCGCUGAGAGGUUCCCUGGAUACGUCCUGAAAUGGACACACAGCAAAAGCACAAUACUUGUGUUGUGUUAAAAGCCAUAUGGAACAUUUUACACUCCCAAUAACCUCAAUCAAAUAUCUGCCUAGACCAGGGGUG